Messenger RNA from Culex pipiens pallens (northern house mosquito), 612 nucleotides. RefSeq lists its product as uncharacterized. The transcript is spliced from 2 exons. The record is from RefSeq and is a predicted model, not a curated record. Bases 121 to 450 code for a protein of 109 amino acids. NCBI's taxonomy places the organism in Eukaryota, Metazoa, Arthropoda, Insecta, Diptera, Culicidae.
AUAAGGCGACCUUAUACAUAUUCGCAUAAGCUUUCAAUUUUAUAAGGUAUGCUUAUGACAUUCAUGCACAUUGUUUAUGUGAAAAAAUCAUAAACUUGCCAUAUAAAAUCAGACGUCAAGAUGGCCGUUUCGUACGACGAGCUGACACUCAUCGCUGAUCUUUUCGGUGACGCCCCGGCGGAAUCAGGAAGUGUUUUCUCGCAGUUCGGCCUAACUACAGUUGAUUUGGUGACUAUUGGCCAGGCGGCAUUCGAAAAGCGCCUCGGAUUGCUUCUCCCGGAAACAAUUUGUUUGUUUUGGGAAGCAAUUGCCCGUUGGAGAAUCCGGAAUAACUUAACGAAUGUGACUGUCCAGGAGCAGUUCGAAACAAAUCCAACCCAAGAUUCAGCCCCACCGGAAGAGGGACUUAGUCAGGAUUAUAUUGAGGUUAAGUUCACUCCGGACCGUUAAACAGGGUCUGAAUCGGUCGAGAGCGAUCCAGACGACGAGGAAGUGAAUCCGGGCGCCUUAGAAACAAGUUCUUUGGAAGAGGUAAAACAUAAACAUAAAAGUUUUUUCUCGUAUCAAAAGCUCAUUUUAUUAAAUUUGUAGUCUAAAAUCAUUGUCCAGUCC